Messenger RNA from Episyrphus balteatus (marmalade hoverfly), 454 nucleotides. RefSeq lists its product as uncharacterized. The record is from RefSeq and is a predicted model, not a curated record. Lineage: Eukaryota; Metazoa; Arthropoda; Insecta; Diptera; Syrphidae. Bases 25 to 411 code for a protein of 128 amino acids. The transcript has a single exon.
ACGGUUUUUUUUGGUUUUCUGAAAAUGCACUUGCAUUUCGUUUUCGUGUACCUUGUACUUGCAAUAGUAACAUCGGUUGUAAUAGCAGCUCCAAAAGAUGACGUUUCGCAAGAGCCUAAGGUAUUAUCUGCUCUGGAAGCAUUGAUCGAUGCAGAUGCAAAUACAGGACAUGUAGCAGAAUCUAAUCGGCUAGCACGUCAUAGCUAUGGUGGCGGUGGUGGCGGGCAUAGACCCACAGCUAUGGUAUACGUCGUUACAGUAUACAGUAAAGGAGGAGGAGGACAUGGUGGCGGUGGAAGAGGAUAUGGUGGGAAAGGCGGAGGAUAUAGGCGAGGACAUGGGGGCGGCGGCGGAUAUAGACGAGGACAUGGAGGCGGCGGCGGACGUUGUUGCGGCGGAUAUCAUGGUUAAUCAAAGUGACAUGUUUUAUGAAAAUAUAUAUCAACUAUUGUGA